GGUUUAUAUGUUGUUCGGAUCGGAAUCAGAGUCGAUCUUGUGUACGGAUCUGUACUAACUUUAUCGGGUCAGCUUUUGUGUGGGUAUGAAUCCGAUCAGCGGCCGUAAUUGUGGAGCGUGGCUUCUCACUUAAGAAUUAUCGGAUUCGGAUUUAGAACAUAUUUGGAUCCGACCCGGCACCAUCUUGCUUUCUUCCCUUCCAAAACUAUAUACCCUUCUACCGUCUCUCCUCUCUAUAUAUAUGAGAGAGGAGGGGAUGCAAGAGGACGUGAUGGGGAAGGGGGAGGAAGAGUUGCGGGGGGCGAUGGUGGGGCGGGUCAUAAACGAGGAGUACAAGAUAUGGAAGAAGAACACGCCCUUCCUGUACGACAUGCUGAUCUCACACGCCCUCGAGUGGCCUUCCCUCACCGUGCAGUGGCUCCCCGGCCGCGAGGAGCCCGCCGGGAAGGACUAUUCCGUCCAGAAGAUGAUCCUCGGCACCCACACCUCCGACGGCGAGCCCAAUUACCUCAUGCUUGCCGAAGUCCGGCUUCCCCUCGAGGACGCCGAGUACGACGCCCGCCAGUUCGACGGCGAGCGCGGCGAUGCCGACAGCUUCGGCGGACCCGGCGGCAAGGUGCGAAUAGUUCAGCAAAUAAAUCAUGAUGGAGAGGUUCACCGAGCUCGCUACAUGCCACAAAAUCCUUCUAUAAUUGCAACAAAGACAGUCAAAGCGGAGGUCUAUGUUUUUGACUCUAGCACACAUCCAUUAAAACCUCCAUUAUUUGGUGCAUGCAGCCCUGAUUUGAGGUUGAGCGGUCAUCUCUCUGAAGGAUAUGGUUUAUCCUGGAGCCAGUUUAAGCAAGGACAUCUGCUGAGUGGUUCUGAUGAUGCUCAAAUAUGCUUGUGGGAUAUUAAUGGUACUCCUGAAAAUAAGGCCCUUGAUGCUCUUCAUAUUUUUAAGGUACAUGAUGGUGUUGUUGAGGAUGUUGCUUGGCACUUGAAGCAUGAAGACCAUUUUGGUUCAGUCGGUGGUGAUCGUCGUCUGUGCUAUUGGGAUGUGAGGACACCAAGAAACAAGCCAGUUACAUCUGUUAUUGCUCAUCAAGGUGAUGUUACCUGCUUGGCAUUCAACCCCUUCAAUGAAUGGGUCGUGGCAACAGGCUCUGCUGAUAAAACUGUCAAGUUAUUUGACCUUCGUAAACUUGAAAAUGCUGUAUACACAUUGGACUGGCACAAAGAGCAAGUUUUCCAAGUUGGUUGGAGUACAAAAAACGAGACUAUUCUUGCAUCUUCUUGUAUUGGUAGGAGGCUCAUGGUGUGGGAUCUUAGCAGGUACAACGACGAACAAACGCCAGAAGAUGCAGAUGAAGGCCCAGCAUCAUUGCUGUUCAUCCAUGGUGGCCACACAAGCAAGAUACCAGAUUUCUCUUGGAAUCCCAGUGAGGAUUGGGUCAUUGCCAGUGUUGCCGAAGACAACAUACUUCAGAUAUGGCAGAUGGCAGAAAGCAUGUACCUUGAUGAAGAUGGUUUGCCAGGAAACGAAUCUCCUUAAGCCUCUUAGAUCACACAUCCACCAUCUGAAAUCAGUAACCAUGUCGAAAAGGACUGGUAAAUUAUAGACCAACAUUGCCUGCCUCUUAUUUGUAACUGCAGUCAGUGUUUGUUUCUUUGUAUUUGUAUCUCUGCCUUUGAUAUAUAUUAGAUCUCUUUGUGGUA
Molecule: messenger RNA, 1698 nt
Organism: Musa acuminata AAA Group (dessert banana)
Lineage: Eukaryota; Viridiplantae; Streptophyta; Magnoliopsida; Zingiberales; Musaceae
Product: WD-40 repeat-containing protein MSI1
Exons: 6
Coding region: 242-1534 (430 amino acids)
Biological process (GO): chromatin remodeling; regulation of DNA-templated transcription
Cellular component (GO): nucleus
Molecular function (GO): nucleosome binding; histone binding
Source: RefSeq, a predicted model, not a curated record